This is a messenger RNA of Aspergillus glaucus CBS 516.65, 1221 nucleotides long. RefSeq lists its product as uncharacterized. The record is from RefSeq and is a predicted model, not a curated record. The coding region runs from base 19 to 897 and encodes 292 amino acids. The transcript has a single exon. NCBI's taxonomy places the organism in Eukaryota, Fungi, Ascomycota, Eurotiomycetes, Eurotiales, Aspergillaceae.
CGAACAUCCAGCUCUCCAAUGAUGACGGUUGUCUACACACCAGAAGGCGGUGGUGCACCUGAAGUCACAAACCCACCAUCACCCUUGAAGCAAGACGACAUCCAAAACCAAAACCAACAGCUCCCCCCAUCAACCUCUGCAACCGCAACCUCAACCGCCCCAUCCUACUCCCCCAUAUACAGCGCCGCCCAACCAGCCAGCAUGUCCUCCCUACCAGCCGCAACGGAAGCCGUAACAGGAUCACAGCCUGAACCUGGGCCGCAGACACAGCCAGAACCAGAGCGUUCAACAUCCGUCUACACGCCGUCCGAGACAACGAACCCAACACCAGCUACGACGACGAACUCUUCGCCUCCGCCGCCGCAGCCGGGAGCUGUUCCUGUUGCUGGUCAGGGACACGGUUAUGGAUAUGAACAAGGACAGGCGCAGGUGCAAGGACAGAUACAAGAACAGGGUGUUCCUCCGCCACCAAAGGCUGGAGAGGUUGUUGCGCAGGGUGGUGUUUCUGAAGGUGCUGCGACUGCGACUGCGGAUCCGAAGAUCAACCCGGGUAUUCAGUCUCCUACGCAGCCGUAUGGCUAUGGAUAUGGUUAUGCCUCCCAGCAACAACAGCAACAGUAUCCGCAGUACCAACAACCCCCCAACUCAACAACAACACCCUACAGCACCGUCUACCCUCGUCAUCCAUCAAUGCCAACAACAACCUCAACCUCGUACCAAUCCCCUUACUCCAACCCCUACACCAACAACAACAUAAUGCAAGACGAGCUAGACACCGGUGAAAAGGGAUUCCUGGAUAUGGCGAAGGGGUGGAUGCAGACUGCGGGGGAGAAGCUGGUGCAGGUUGAGGCGGAGGUGUGGAGGAGGAUUAAUGAGGCUCAUGAUGGGGAUCGAUAGGUUUCUCUGGGUUUAUAAAAUGGAAUGGGUGGGAUACAGAUGAUGAUUACGGAUAAGGAUGGGUAUGUGUACGAUAUGGGUAUGGUAUAUGGGAUUGUAUAUGGAUUGCUGGGUUACUGGAGUUCGCUAUGGGUUCUAUGGAUUCUGUAUAAAUAGUACUAGUGCUAUGGGAUAUGACUGUACUAAUAUUAAUGCUAAUACAAAUUGCUCAACCAAAAAGAAUCCUUUUCUAGAACACCGUUAUACAUAUCCGUUCUAGUAAAACCAGUCCAAUUGGAUAUACCCCUGUAUAUCAAACGGCACAAGUACCACUCUUCUCUAUGC